This is a messenger RNA of Heterobilharzia americana, 667 nucleotides long. The record is from the annotation of a GenBank genome assembly. Lineage: Eukaryota; Metazoa; Platyhelminthes; Trematoda; Strigeidida; Schistosomatidae.
AUUCCAGCUUACAAUCACAGCAUUACAAGGUAGUAAACAUUUGUGCUAUUUGUGUAUACUGCAGUGUUAUUACCACCGUUAUUAUCCAUAUCGCCCAAUCACUUCAAAUAAUAUGUCUUUCACCCAUCCUGGUCCCCAAUCAGAAGAAUGUGCUUUGUUAGGAAAUGUUUAUGUUAAACACAACUAUUAUGGACAAAGUAUAAGUAGUAACAUAGAGGAUGACGAUGUUACCGUGAAUAGAAAUUUUAGAAAUGAGCAAAGAAGACAGAAUAACAAGGGAAAAUAUCGAGAAAUAAAUGCUGAUUGUGAACCCAUGGCAUCUACAAGCGGUGAUUCUGUAGAUAUCACAUAUCCACGGAAUGAGACAACAAUCAACUGUCAAGAAAUUGAAGUACCUGAAAUUGUCAACACCGGUGUUUUGGGAAGAUUUUUCCCGUUUGGAUUUUACUAUGAGUUUAAAAAACUUGUUUGUCUGGCUACACCAAUUACAAUUACAUCAGUGGUGGCAUUUUUAUCCGGUCCUGUGAGUCUCAUCUUUUGCGGACAGCUUGGGAAAACUGCGUUGGCUACCGUUGGUCUUGCCAAUUCUGUAUUCAAUGUUGCUGGUUUGGCUGUUGUAACCGGUCUGCUAACAGCAGUUGAUACUUUAUUCUCACAGGUCAGUUAA